Symbiodinium natans is the source of this 1626-nucleotide messenger RNA. Lineage: Eukaryota; Dinophyceae; Suessiales; Symbiodiniaceae. The record is from the annotation of a GenBank genome assembly.
AUGCCAGAUCGCAGGGCGAGCUCCAUGCUGGUCGGAGGCAGAGUCUUCCACAACGGCCGUUGGCUUGUUCCUCUUCCACUUUUAAUGCUCCUGGUGCUGGGCAGAAUGUCAGCACGGAAACGCCGUUUCACCCAGUUUGUACAGCGCAACUCCACCUACAGACGACGAGGCCGACAGUCAGAAGAGAGGCACACCGCGGUGUGUUCAUGCUUUUGCAAAUCGGCCGUUGCCAAGAUUUGCCAAGCCAUCGGCAAAUUUCAGUGUCAGGUCAAGGUGUGGUUGAAAGUGCUAAGUUUCUGCAGCGGCCAGGAGGCUGCGUUUGCCGUGCCUUGCUGCACGGAGACCUUGGCAGGUGCGCACGACGGUCAAGGCCGCUUACUUGCGGGCUCCGUCACGCUCUCACGUGGCUGCGUUGCCAUGGAGCAACUCACCAGGAUUUCGCCCCACUUGCUUGUCAAGCUGAGCCUGCCCAGUCUAGCUUCUGGAGCAGAAGGUGAAGCAGUCUUGAAAAAGCUUGCGCAGAUGAGGGGCCAGCUGCGGGCACUGAAGGAGGUGUCUGUCCACAUCGCUCCGCCGCGACUGCCCAGGGUCACAGGCGAGAGUCGUGAAGAUCGUACCCAAGCGGUUUCAGGUCUUGCCAGUGCAUUGUCAGCAGCCUUGCCGCGGGGCUUGGAUUCUUUUCAUGCAAAUUUGCGCGGUGGGUGUUUGCUUGCGGACGACUGCGUCCUUGCCGAGCUUGUGAGCGCAACGCCGAAGCGCCUCACACGGCUGGGCCUGGACCUGAACUCCUUCAGCUGCAGAGAUGCCCAUGCUGUUGCGCGAGUCAUCGCAAGGGUCACCGGCUUGCGGGAACUUCGUCUCCUUUUCCACGGCCGGUCAUUCGCAUGGCUGGGCAGCGGAAUGGAAGAUGCUGGCACCGAGGAGCUUGCCUCCGCUUUGCCAGCAGGGCUGGAGAAGCUGCAUCUUAUGCUUGAGUCAUCCUGCCAGGGUGCUGCGGCGCUUUGCAAGGCUUUGCCGGCAAGCUUACAGCAGCUCGCCUUGGACUUGCAGGUUACAGCCCCCAAUGCAAACACCGCGCUGGCUCAGGCCUUAGCAGCAGCACUUGGUGGGCUAACUGUCCUUCAGCUGCGGCUCGCCGAUUUCAACAUGAGCCUCAGCGAUCUCAGGAGCGUGGCAAGUGCUCUGCCAAGCUCUCUUUCUGACUUGCGUUUGGACCUUUGCUGUCGUGACGUCGGCGAUGAUGGAGCCAGCGCUCUAGCAGCCAACUUGCCCAAAGGGCUGGAGCGCCUCACACUUUGCUUGCGGGACUGGCGAUUCACGGCUGUCGGAAUGCGAUUGCUGGCAUCAGCAAUACCGCGAAGUGUAAGGCAGUUUAAGCUGGUUGUGUCAAGCUCCACCAUUGGUGUCAGUGGAGCUAGGGCACUUGCGGCGAACCUGCCUGUGGGCAUGACGCGCCUGAAUAUCUCUCUCAGGCAUUGCUGCCUUGGCCGUGAUGGCGAGCAGGUUUUUCGACCCUUGGCCCGCAGGUGGAAUGCAUUGCCGCACAGCUGGGUCAGGGUGUACGAAAAGACAGCUGCCAGCGUGGGCCUGCAGCGCUGCUGUGAGUGGGACUUGUGGGAGGAUUGA